AUGCUUGUUCCUACUUAUAAUGACGUUUUGGAUGCCGGCGAGAGAAUUAAGGGAUAUGUGAACGAGACACCUGUUCUCACUUCACGCACGCUUAACGAUCAACUUGGGGCAGAAAUAUACUUCAAAGGUGAGAAUUACCAACGGGUUGGAGCGUUCAAGUUUCGUGGAGCAAUGAACGCUGUUUCAAAAUUAAGUGAUGAAAAAAGAAGUAAGGGAGUGAUCGCUUUUUCAUCAGGCAACCAUGCACAGGCCAUUGCUCUUAGUGCAAAAUUGUUAAACGUACCUGCAACAAUUGUUAUGCCCGAGGACGCUCCCACUCUCAAAGUUGUUGCUACAGCCGGUUACGGAGCUCAUAUUAUAAAGUAUAACAGAUAUACUGAGGAUCGCGAGGAGAUUGGACGUCAAUUAGCAGCCAAACAUGGAUUUGCACUGAUCCCACCCUAUGAUCACCCUGAUGUUAUUGCAGGGCAAGGCACAUCUGCAAAGGAGCUAUUAGAAGAGGUUGGGCAGCUUGAUGCAUUAUUUGUUCCUUUGGGAGGUGGAGGGCUUCUUUCGGGAUCUGCACUUGCCGCUAGAAGCCUGUCUCCAGACUGCAAAAUUUUUGGAGUUGAACCUGAAGCUGGUAACGACGGACAACAAUCCUUCAGAUCAGGUUCCAUUGUUCACAUCGAUACUCCGAAAACCAUCGCAGAUGGCGCUCAAACACAACAUCUGGGGGAGUACACAUUUGCCAUUAUUCGCGAAAAUGUCGAUGAUAUUUUGACGGUAAGCGAUCAAGAGCUAAUAGAAUGCAUGCAUUUCCUCGCGGAACGCAUGAAGUUAGUUGUCGAACCUACAGCUUGUUUAGGAUUUGCAGGUGCGCUCCUGAAGAAGAAAGAACUAGUUGGCAAGAAAGUAGGAAUAAUACUAAGUGGAGGUAAUGUAGACAUGAGAAGAUAUGCCGCUUUAAUCUCAGGGAGGGAAGAUGGCCCGAUGACUUAG
Saccharomyces paradoxus is the source of this 981-nucleotide messenger RNA. RefSeq names its product threo-3-hydroxy-L-aspartate ammonia-lyase SRY1 (gene SRY1). Lineage: Eukaryota; Fungi; Ascomycota; Saccharomycetes; Saccharomycetales; Saccharomycetaceae. The record is from RefSeq and is a predicted model, not a curated record. The transcript has a single exon. Gene Ontology annotation, biological process: D-serine biosynthetic process; pyruvate biosynthetic process; L-serine metabolic process. Gene Ontology annotation, molecular function: threonine racemase activity; L-serine ammonia-lyase activity; D-serine ammonia-lyase activity. The coding region runs from base 1 to 981 and encodes 326 amino acids.